AACUGCAUUAUCAUUUUUGCUCCAUGAAAUAAUCGUGUCUAUAUAUAUGGCGGCGUCUGAAUGAAGAACAAAGUUUGAGAAAAAAGAAAUUUAUUGACCGUACAACUACGUUUGAAUGUUGUCGUGAUAAUAAUUGGUUAAUUAGGCUAACAAAAUCGGCCGCGAAUAAUCAAAGAGUCAUUUGCAUUAAUGGUAAUGCAUGCUAGAAAACCUCAGCGUAUAAACGAUGGGUACUUUGAAAAGCAAGCCCAUCCUUAUCAGAGCUCCAAAUAUAGCUCGAAGCGUGAUUAUGAACGUGAUCCUGGAAGUAGAUCAACGAGUUAUCUGCGUGAUCGAGACCAAUCGCCCAGCAUUGGUGGACAAACAAAUCUGAACAAUGGCAACAGUUCGUACCGAUCGAAUUCACCGGACUUGGACUCGCCAAGGGACAGCAGAGAUCGAGACCGCAGUGGUGGAGAGCGUAGCGACCGUUACCAAAGUUCGAGUUACAUACAAAAAAUGAAAGAUAGAGAUCGGGACCGAGAUUAUAAGAAGGACAAGUACACAGAUAAACGUGAUAGACGUGGCGAAAGAGACGCUGAACAUCGUACUAAUCCUAAGAACCAUGAUCGGAUUCGUGACCACAGAGAUAAUGAUCGUGACCGGAACGACAGAGAAAGGGACCGAGGAGGUGGUGGCAGUGAUAGAGACAGAGACAGGGAACGGACAAGAAUUGGAGAUUGGAGUGAACAUGUUAGCUCGUCGGGCAAAAAGUAUUACUAUAAUUGUAAGACGGAGGUUUCUCAAUGGGAAAAACCAAAGGAAUGGCUGGACAAGGAACGAGGUUUAUCCAAGGAACGACAUAGAGAGUAUCGGGAAAAGGAACGAGACCGAGAGCGCGAUGAACGGUUUUCAAGAUCUUCUUAUGUAAAACAUUCCAGUUCUAGAAGUAGCUCACGCUUACAAUGGAUACAAGAUUCAGAUGGGCUGAAAAGCCGCCGACGGAAUGACGUUGAUAGUCAAGAUAUGGAUAUUAGUCCUGGUGAUUCGACGCCUACGUCUGAAGCUAGUUAUACACAUUCAAGCACACCGACAACUCAAAACAACGAAGGACCUCUCCUUCUGGCUAACGCCCUACCACGUCUCGCUUCACAUCCAUCAACAUCCACUCCAUCUCAAAUGCAUUUCUCAAAUUCAUCAUGCGCUGGCGAAGCAACGCCAACGUGUACUUUAGCCACCAGUUCUGUUGGAAAUUCAAUGAACCAACCGAUCUCUAAACUAGCCACCAAAUCAAGCGAUGGUUUAACACACAAUUUGCCAACAUCAUCACCAUCAACACAGACAAUGCCCGGCGUUGCCUUAACACAUUCAAUAUCCAAUACACAAGUACCAACACCUGCUGAACUAAUGAUGAAUUCGAAUGCUCCCGGUCCACCCGUGACAAUAGCAAAUCUACCGAAACUGCUGUCACAGAUCACCGGCAACAAAACAAUAGAUCAAAGUGACAUGAAUCCACAGAAAGCAUUACAAACAAUAAACAAUGCGCUGCGGCAGCAGCAACAUUCGGGCGGCAUGACCAGUGAAACAAAUCAAUUAGCAAAUAAUAAUUCAAAUUUGAGAGAUCACACAUUACACUCUCCAAUGUACAAUUUAUCGCAAAUGCACUCAAUGUCCAUUUUAAAUCAUUCGAAUAGCAGUCCCUAUGUAACAUCGAUCGGUGGCGGAGUUGUAACAACGCAAGUGACCGGUCUCGGUUUAGGUAUAUCGUCGCAAUUUUUAGCGGCUGGUCUCAAGGCUGAUGGUAGUUGUAAUAAUUGUUUAAUGGGUGAUGGCCCACCAACGCCCACACAGGAUAUGGAUUUAGGAGGAACAGAACAUCGGAAGUUGGAUGGAUCAGCUUCAAUAAGUAGUCUUCAAGGUGUUGUAGCAUCAACGCAAGCGUUGCGCAGUCAAGGACCUAGUUUAACUCCUAGUUUGGCAAAUUAUUUUAGAGCCGAUUUAAUAGCUCAUGUAACGAAUUGGCCUGCAGAUCUUCUGGAGAAACAGGCACAAAAGUUUUCGGAUGAGCCACAUAUAGUUGGAGACAUACAAUGUACUAAAGUGUCGGCUGACUUGAAAUGUGCUCGUAGUUUAGUUCGAAUAACUGAAAUAACAGCAACCCUACAAGAACAAAAAGUUAUGUAUUUACGACAACAAAUACGGCGAUUAGAAGAGCUCAAAUCGCAAAAUUCAUUCAUGUCUGAAGAUCUUUAGCGUAAACAAUAAAAAUUUAAACAGAGAGAAACAGCUGUAAAAUGUGCACUAUACAAAGAAGUUAUUUAAAAAAUUUAUUAGAAUUGACAACAAAAUGAUGACGGGAAGAAAUAGAAGACCGAAACUAACUAAGAAAAAAAUUCAAAUCACAAUUUGUAUGAAUGAAAAAAAAAACGGAAGAAACAUGAGAAAUUAAAUAAACAAUUUUUUUUUUUAAUUGAAAAGAAAAAAGCACUGACAACACUCUUAUAUGGUUCAAGAUUGGAAUAGUUUUUCAUUUUGUAAAAGAAUAUUUAAAAAUAUUUACAAUUGAAUUGACUGUGUAUGUGAUUCUAUAUAUUUAACAUAUUGAUUAUGGAAAACAAAACCCAGACCCAUUAACACCGAUUAAUGGGAAAGAAUGUUAACAAACAAAAAAAAUAAUCAUUUAAAAGUGGCAUGGAGUUUCGUAAUUGAAAUUAUUUUGUGACGAAGCAGAGAUGUGUGAAUUUAUUUAAAAAAAAACAUUUAAAUUUUUUUGGUAAAAAAUAACGGACACCGCAAACCAGAAUGGACAACACUAAAGUACAAAGUUAUUUUUACCAACAACACAAUAUUUUUCUCACCCCACCAAAAAGUAGUUUAUAUCAAAAUGUGUCAAUGAUUAUUAACUACAAAAACAGCAACAACAAUAAGAAAGGAAAGAAAACUGUAAACUAACAAAUUGACCAGUGCCGAUUAUAAGGAUUUGAUUUUAUGUUUUCCAGUGAAUAUUUGAAUGAAUCAAUCGUACACCGAGGUAAGUUUCACAUUGUAAUAAAUUACACAUCUCUGUUACUAGAUUCAAAUUUUUCUUUUUCUGAAUUUAUUUUUAUAUAUCGCACUAACCAUCGUCGAUGUACCAGAUUUUGUUUUUUUUAAAUUUAAUUAUUUUUUUUUAAAUUAUGUAUGUGUAUACCGAAUACCAAACUAUUCUCUUGAACUAUUUGAGUAAAAAAAAUGGAAAUAACUUUUAUUGUUUUUAUAUAUUAAAAUAAAUAGCGAAAUAAUGUUAACUUUAAUUUAAAUAAAAAGAAAUUGAAGAAAAAAUAAAUUUAAAACA
Bradysia coprophila is the source of this 3313-nucleotide messenger RNA. It is a transcript of the gene wcy, whose product is annotated as WW domain-containing adapter protein with coiled-coil wacky. Gene Ontology annotation, cellular component: nucleus. Gene Ontology annotation, biological process: positive regulation of TORC1 signaling; regulation of autophagy. Gene Ontology annotation, molecular function: chromatin binding; RNA polymerase II complex binding. The record is from RefSeq and is a predicted model, not a curated record. Lineage: Eukaryota; Metazoa; Arthropoda; Insecta; Diptera; Sciaridae.